AUGGGCGUAUCCCACCUGACGGCCGUUUGCAGCCCCAUUGCCAUCGACGGUGGAGGGUUCCAAGGGGGAACGUCAGCCGGUCAGCCAUCGACUCUUCGAAAUCGAGCCAGCUCCAGUAAGAGUCCGUUCGUCAAGACCGGGCAGGAUAGUCUGGUGAAAUGGCAGCUGCUGGAUGCGGACUCGGUGCGGCGCGCCGAGAGAGAGAACAAGCUCAUCUUCCUGCACGUCGGAUACCGAGCUUGCCACUUCUGUCGCAUCAUGGCCCUCGAGUCCUUUUCCAACCCCGAAUGCGCUGCCAUACUCAACGACGCAUUUGUCCCCGUCAUUGUCGAUCGAGAAGAGCGCCCCGACAUUGACACCAUUUACAUGAACUAUGUCCAGGCCGUCAGCAACGUUGGAGGAUGGCCGCUGAACCUCUUUCUGACGCCCGAGCUGGAACCCGUCUUUGGAGGCACCUUCUGGCCCGGCCCCGACUUUCUCACCAUACUAAGAAAGGUGCACGACAUCUGGAGACACCAGGAAGGUCGCUGUCGAAAGGAGGCAACUGAGAUCCUGGGCCAGCUGCGAGAGUUUGCCGCCGAGGGAACUCUUGGCACCCGUGGCAUCGUCGGCCAGCCAUCGCUGGCGCCGCCAGGUGAGCUGGACCUCGACCAGCUGGAGGAAGCUUGUACACACAUUGCCGGCACCUAUGACCCCGUCCACGCAGGAUUUGGACGCGCACCCAAGUUCUUGACCCCGCCGAAACUGGCAUUCUUGUUACAGCUGCAACAAUAUUCCAGCCCCGUGCAGGAUGUCGUCGGGCAGGCAGAGUGCAGACGCGCGUCGGACAUGGCAAUCGGGACGCUGCGAAAGAUUCGCGAUGGGUCCUUGCGCGACCACGUUGGAGGCGCCGGCUUUGCGCGUUGCUCCGUCACCCCGGAUUGGAGCCUUCCCAAUUUCGAGAAACUCGUCGUCGACAAUGCUCUAUUACUGGGCCUGUAUCUCGACGCCUGGCGUGUCUGUGGUGGACAGGCCAGCAGCGAGUUCUUCGACGUCGUGGGCGAGCUCGUUGAGUAUCUGACUUCGGAGCCCAUCGCCCUCCCCGACGGCUGCCUAGCCUCUAGCGAGGCUGCCGAUUCCUACUACCGGCGGGGCGAUUCCGAUAUGAGAGAGGGUGCCUGGUACCUCUGGACUAGGCGGGAGUUUGACUCGGUGCUUGAUGCGGCCGACAGGCACAUCAGCCCCGUCGUCGCGGCGUAUUGGGAUGUUCAGGAGGAUGGUAACGUGAACGAGGACCACGACCCCAACGACGACUUUAUCAACCAAAACAUCCCGAGAGUGGUCAAGACGCCCGAGGAGCUCGCGGCCCAGUUUAGCAUCCCCGUCGAAACUGUUGAGCAGUACAUCCAGACCGCCAAGUGGGAGCUCAAGGCCAGGCGGGAGCGAGAACGGGUGCGGCCCGCGCUGGACAACAAAGUCGUCACGGGCUGGAACGGGCUGGUGAUAUCCGCCUUGGCGCGGGCUGCCGCGGCCCUCAAGAAGGUUGCGCAGGCCAAGGCCGAGCGGUGCCUGAUCACGGCGAGAGCGGCCGUUUGGUUUAUUCAGAAGCGCAUGUGGGACCCAGACGCCGAAGUGCUGUACAGGAUAUGGCGGGACGGGAGGGAGACGGAGGGGUUUGCGGACGACUACGCCUACUUGAUCUGUGGUCUUUUGGACCUGGUUGACGCGACGGGUGACGAGAGCCUCCUCGCCUUCGCCGACACCCUUCAAAAGACUCAGAUCAGACUCUUCCACGACCCGGCUGGCGGCUUCUUCUCCACGACGGCGUCGUCGCCGCACGCCAUCCUCCGCCUCAAGGACGGCAUGGACACGUCGCUGCCCUCGACCAAUGCCGUGUCGGCCGCCAACCUGUUCCGCCUCGGCGCCCUUCUGGACGACGCCGCCUUUUGCGCCCGCGCCCGCGCCGUCGUCAACGCCUUUGAGCCCGAGAUGCUGCAGCACCCCUGGCUGUUCCCGGGCCUCUUGGCCGCCGUCGUCAUGGCGAGGCUGGGCGUUGAGGUGUCGGCCGUGCACGUCGAGUACAAGGCGGCGAGGGAGCAGUCGUAG
Hirsutella rhossiliensis is the source of this 2085-nucleotide messenger RNA. RefSeq names its product spermatogenesis-associated protein 20. Lineage: Eukaryota; Fungi; Ascomycota; Sordariomycetes; Hypocreales; Ophiocordycipitaceae. The record is from RefSeq and is a predicted model, not a curated record. The transcript has 5 exons. Gene Ontology annotation, biological process: carbohydrate metabolic process. The coding region runs from base 1 to 2085 and encodes 694 amino acids.